Salmo salar (Atlantic salmon) is the source of this 1086-nucleotide messenger RNA. Its product is annotated as ferric reductase 1. NCBI's taxonomy places the organism in Eukaryota, Metazoa, Chordata, Actinopteri, Salmoniformes, Salmonidae. The record is from RefSeq and is a predicted model, not a curated record. Gene Ontology annotation, biological process: regulation of postsynaptic membrane neurotransmitter receptor levels; regulation of glutamate receptor signaling pathway.
GUAAUUCACCUCUACCGGUAAUCCAUGCCCUGCCUCCUUCCACAUGAACAUGUAGAUAAGAAGGAGUAAAAAACAUAUUACAGAAUUUAGAAAGUAUUAAUCCUGCUGAGACAGUGUAUUGGCUAAAGGAUAGGCUUACUAAGUACAGGACCAAGAAUGGACAGAGGACUUCUCUUUGUGGUCUCUAUGGUGAUGGGCUGUCUGGCUCCAGGUGUUAGUGGAAACGGACAUCUCUCGUUUGCCAAUAAUACGGAGGUGCAUAUCACACGGACAGGCUGUGGAUUAAUUAAACUGUGUGUAGAGACCCCAGAACAAUGUGAUCCUACAGGAGAAACAGGCUGCCUCUUCGCUUCCAUAGUCACCACCGCCCCCUCUUCUCCUAAUGGAGUAGACCUGUUAGUUGAGCUCGUUGGGGACUCCAGUGGAUACAUUGCUCUAGGACUGACUGCCAACGAGACAGAGGGAACAUCUAUGGUUUUUAUCUGUGCCCAGAACAGAAAUGGCAGUUUCUUCUUCCGCUCUGCCCAGCGCAACAACCUCAACAACACAAUUUCUCUGACACAAAGGAUUGUGAAAAACAUCACUGGCUCAGUCAAUGGGACUGUCAUCCAGUGUAAAUUCAGAGUGCCAGCGGUUAAUGCACCGACCAGGACCAGUCACGUCACCACCUUCGCCACCUUCCUCGCUGUGGGAAAUGUCACAAACGGUAUGGGUAUUGGUGACAUCAACAUACGCUUGACCAAUAAGCCAUUGAACCUGGCUGACCCUACCAGCAACGUUGCAACAGCAGGCAGCAGCGCACUCACAUCCCAAGCUGUGAUUGUCCUGCUCAGUGUGCUGAUGUAUCGUCUUUCCUGAAGAGAACCUGAAGGUUAGCCAGCUUCAACACCAGUGGAAAGAUAACCCUUUUACCCUAAAUAUUUGAAGGAAAAUUGACUCAGUAUCUCAGAUGAAUUACUGUUACGUGCAAUGAAAUGCUACUGUUAGUACAACUGCUAAUGUGGGAUCUUGGUCAUUUAAAUGUGUGUGAAAGGGAACAAUUAGAAAGUACGUAUGCUACAGUAAAAGGAAUUAAUUGGUUCAUAA